Gossypium raimondii (Peruvian cotton) is the source of this 1573-nucleotide messenger RNA. Its product is annotated as GRAS family protein RAM1. NCBI's taxonomy places the organism in Eukaryota, Viridiplantae, Streptophyta, Magnoliopsida, Malvales, Malvaceae. Gene Ontology annotation, biological process: regulation of DNA-templated transcription. Gene Ontology annotation, molecular function: sequence-specific DNA binding; DNA-binding transcription factor activity. The transcript has a single exon. Gene Ontology annotation, cellular component: nucleus. The record is from RefSeq and is a predicted model, not a curated record. Bases 111 to 1487 code for a protein of 458 amino acids.
AUAAUAUACAUAUUCUUUGCCCCCAUAAAAGCCUAGCUUCCUCAUGUCAUAAAAUCUUAUAUUCUUCAUCUCUUUGAGCUUUGUUUCUUAAUCUCAAUUUCUCCCUUGAAAUGGUGAUGGAAGAUAGAGAUGAAGAGGAGGAGCAUUUGAAUCUCAGCCUGGCCAUUGUGACAGAUCCUAAUGGGGAAAACAGUAGAAAAAGGAAGAGAAAGUUACUUAAUAUUUGCAACCCUCUGAACCCAUCACAUGAAGGGUAUUUUGAAGGGAAGAUAUUUAAGCUUCUUCAAGUGAGGGAAGAGAUGUUAAAGCUUGACCACAAGAGAUCAAAAGGCUUGGCUGAAAACGGGAAAGGUCUUCACUUAAUCCAUUCCUUGCUCAUCAUUGCUACUUCAGUUGAUAAAAACAAUAUGAACUCAGCCUUGGAGAAUCUCAUCCAACUCUAUCCAACCGUGACAUUAAUGGGAGACUCGGUUCAACGAGUUGUUGCUCACUUUGCUGAUGGUUUAUUUGCUAGGAUUUUAACCCCAAAAUCCCCUUUUUACGACAUGGUCAUGAAGGAACCUACUACUGAACAACAGUUUCUAGCUUUCACCAGUCUUUAUAGGGUCUCCCCUUAUUACCAAUUCGCUCAUUUCACUGCUAACCAAGCCAUCAUCGAAGCUUUUGAGAAAGACCAAGAGACAAACAACAAUAGAGCCUUGCAUGUUAUUGAUUUUAACGUCUCUUAUGGCUUUCAAUGGCCUUCUCUCAUCCAAUCCCUUUCACAAAGUGGCAAAAGGGUAUCCCUUCGACUUACAGGCUAUGGCAGAAGCUUAGAAGAACUGCAAGAAACUGAGGCUCGAUUAGUGAGCUUCGCCAAAGGGUUUUGCAACCUGGUCUUUGAAUUCCAAGGCCUGUUGAGAUCAUCAUCCAAGCUGAUCAUCAACCAAAGGGAAAAGAAGAAUGAAACAGUUGCUGUGAAUUUAGUUUUUCAUUUGAGCAACUUUAUGGAAAUGUCCCAGACAUUAAAAUCAGUUCAUUCACUUAAACCUUCCAUUGUUAUCCUAGUGGAGCAAGAAGGUAAUCCAAGAGUAAGAAAUUUCUUAUCCAGAUUCAUGGAAUCUUUGCAUUACUUUGCUGCCAUGUUUGAUUCGUUGGAUGAUUGCCUCCCACAAGAGAGCACUGAGAGGCUAAGUAUUGAGAGAAACCAUCUGGGGAAAGAGAUCAAAGCCAUGAUUAACAGUGAGAACUUAGAUGAAGAAAAUAAAGGAACAUGGAAAAACAUGAUGGAAAGGCAUGGAUUUGGAGGGAUGAAACUGAGCUCAAAGUGUUUGAUACAAGCAAAACUUUUGUUGAAAGUUAGGACCCAUAAUUACUGCCCCCUUCCAUGUGAAGGAGAGAAUACUAAUGGUGGGUUUAGAGUAUUUCAAAGGGAUGAAGGGAAGGCUCUUUCAUUAGGGUGGCAAGAUAGGUGCUUGCUAACAGCUUCUGCAUGGCAAUGUGUAUGAUACACCAAGUUCACUUUUCUUUUUUCUUUUUUUGUUUCAUUUCUAACACAUUUAUCUAAUUGUUUAUAACCUCUGGUUGAGUUUUA